GUAUCAGUAAUACAUAUGGCAAGGUCAUAAAGGUUUGGACAUUUGCAUGUCAUUCAGUUAUAAAUACGCCGCCGUGCACUUCGCAAUAUUUAACAUUGUAACUACGAAUUAUCAUGAAUAUUGGCUGUUUGAUUUUUGCUGGAGUGCUGUUAACCACAGAGUUAUCUGAAAGCCUGGAAUGCUUCAACUGUCAAAACAUAGGUGAUCAACAUUCGUGUACUAACACAAGUCAAUGCUCAAAUGGCCAGAUUGUUUCAUUCCACCAGUCCUGCUUUUCGCAAACAGUCCACGUGGGCAGCUAUGAACGCUACAACAUGGGGUGCCAAAACAAUCAGCUUUGCAGCUCAUCUGGUGUAAACACAUUCGGAAUCAUCGGUCGUUCCAUCCAGACAAUGCAGCAUUAUGCCUGCCACGAGUGUUGCAGUACGAGCGGUUGUAAUGACCAAUACUGUGCUCACAGAAAGCAUGGCGGCUGGUCUAGUUGGGUCCAAUGGGAGAGCUGGACUAGUUGGGAACCAUGGCAGAGCUGGACUACUUGGCAACCAUGGCAGAGCUGUUCAGCCAAAUGUGAUGCUGCCACACAGGACAUCUACCGACCCGAUUCCUUUCGCUUACGGCAAGGCAUGUAAGGGAAACACAGAGGCGUUUGCUGUCUGUGUAAACGGACCAUGUUAGUUUGCGGCGUUAAGUGGAAUCGUUUACUUAUAAUAGAAGAGGCUGUCGACAAUGCAAUGACCGAAGCUUAAGUGAAGCACUGUGUUUACAUUUCAUUCGUAGUAUAUUUAAUAUAGAAUUGAAUGUAUAUCUUACUAAUAUUGAUUAUAUACGGAUUUUAACUGUAUUUGUAAUUGUAUGUAUGAAAGUAACAUUAAACGUCCAUGUAUGAAA
This is a messenger RNA of Dreissena polymorpha, 888 nucleotides long. RefSeq lists its product as uncharacterized. NCBI's taxonomy places the organism in Eukaryota, Metazoa, Mollusca, Bivalvia, Myida, Dreissenidae. The coding region runs from base 114 to 629 and encodes 171 amino acids. The transcript is spliced from 7 exons. The record is from RefSeq and is a predicted model, not a curated record.